GUACCUGACGUACAUGUAACACGUUCUCGUACAACCUAUAUAGACGACCUAUACCUGCAGACUAUGAAUUUAAAGUGCACCAAUAUCAUAAAAUGAAUUGAAUAUAUAGACGACAAGCCAUUAUAAGUAUUAUCAUUAAGACCCCUGUCGGUUUGAUAGGUAGUGCAUCGAGGCGUUCAUGUACGUUCCUGAACAGGCCGGAACCGAUACGUCACUAACCAACGUCUAGACAUGCACUACACAAACUACGGUAACCGGGUUUAACACUCGAAUACUAAGUGACUUUAUAUACCUGCAUCAACGUUUUUCUCACAUGAAAAACAGGGGAACAAACAACGAUUACAUAGUACCCGGAUGAAGAAAUGGCAACGAUUAACGCAUGCAGGCCAAUAGAAAGACACCAGUGCAUAGAUAUCACUCGGAGUCCCUCAGAGAUUCAAGGAGAUUAGCCAUGUGAGCAAACAGCUGUCAAUCAUUUGGGAUGUGGAUUCCUGGUCUGCCGCUUAUUGCUUGGUCUGAAACAAUGACCCACGGAUAGUUGACUGUAUACAUAAACUAUGGCUUCUGAGUCACACAACCGUGACGACUGGUUUCACAAAUCAGAUUUGGAAGAAUAUUGUGAUGACACUGAUAUCGACAUUCUAGACCAAAGGUACCUUGAAUAUGGGCUGGAUCUUGACGAGAAGUUUUCAACACCUCUUAAUGGUAUAGACGAAAAUAAGAUAAUUUACUCAUUUUCGUCCAAAACAACUGAUACAAACAUAGUUAAACUAUGUAAAUCGGAGCCAGAGAGAUAUAAAAGAUGUACACUCGAUAUUGUUGGUGUCAGGGAGGCUGUGUGCACCCCACUAGACGAAGAUCACUAUCCUGCGGAGAAGAUUUAUAUUUCUGGGAGAUCGAAAUGUGGCCAGGCCUUCAAUGAGGAUAUUGUAGUUGUCGAAAUUAUACAAAACUGUUAUGGGAACUCACAAUCCGAUUGGCCAAAACGAGUUGAGGGGAGGGUUGUAGCGAUUGUAGAAAGGACAAGAUAUAACGACAUCGAACAUCCUGUAUUUGUUUGCACUGCAGCUGAUAUGGAAAGGAGGAUAAUGUUUCCGUCGUGCAAAACAGUUCCAAAAAUAUACAUCUCAAACAGGCGUGUUAUGAAAGAAAGGAAACAAGAAGAACAGUAUCUGAUAGAAACAUACAGAUACAACGAACUCGAAGGCUACUUAAUGUUCGACAAAUUUUUCAAAAUCAAACCUGAAAAAAUAGAAAGUCUGAUUUUUCUUGUCGCCUUUCUUAGAUGGGAUGUCGUCUGUCAAUACCCUCUUGGCGCAGUCAUCGGAGUUGUCGACGUUAAUAGUUCUAAUAUUUUGCGCAUCACAGAGCUUCGGCACCGGAUUCCUUCACGCUAUAAACCGGAAACUAUGCGGGCAGUACAUGAUAUCAUCAAAGAAGAGAGCAGAAAGCAAGAAUCCUCUGAUGUUGACGACACAUUAGUGUUUACCAUCGAUAGUAAAAAUACGAGAGUAAGGGAUGAUGGUUUUAGUGUUGAAGGUAUACCAAAUGCUGCAGAUACAGAAACUGAAACUGCAUACAGAGUUGGUGUGCAUUUAGCAGACGUUUGUAGACUUGUGCAAAAAGAUGACCCAGUUGAUCGGGAGGCAAUGGAAAGAUGUCGGACAAACUACGCUGGUAUGGGAGCGAAACCUUGCCAUAUGCUGCCGGAGCCUUUGAGUACUAAUAUGUUGAGUCUGAUACAAGGUAAAACGCGACAUGUAUUCUCUCUGUAUUUUGAAAUUAACAAAGAUGGAAAGGUACUGAAAUACCCUGAACCACAGAGUAUAAAAAGACGUGUGAUCAAGACAAGAACAAACCUUUGUUAUGAAGAAGUACAGAACGUGUUGUUAGGAGACAAAGAUAUAUAUGUUCCGGGGUUGUCAACAAAGUUAAAAAUAAUGUAUGACCUAGCAACAAAGCUAAGAAAUAAUCGGCUGAAGAGAGCCCAUUUUGCCUUUCCUGGAAAUGCUUUACUUGGAUUAGAGGAAGACAAGGAUAAUGCCAUUCACGAAGCUCAUUAUCUUGUUGAGGAAUUCAUGAUUCUGACAAAUGUUGCGGUUGCAAAUAUUUUAGAAGAUGUUUAUCCGAACAACAUUCCACUACGCACCCAUGCUUACCCCGACGCUCAACAGACAAGUGCUUGGUUGGGAGAACACAACGGGAUUGCAGAUAUCAUCAUGGAUCUCCAAGAUCGUGACUUGCCAGAUGAACCACAUAUUAUUGGACUUCAAAACGGUAUCAGAAAAGAAAAGAUAACAAUUGACCGACGAAUUUGGAAUGAACUGCGUAAGGCUUAUGCAGCGAAAGAUCACAGGAGACUGAAAAUACUUCUUAGAACGGAUGAUCACCAUCCAAUGCAAAGUGUCGCAUUACAGAAGUGGAAACUAUUCCAACGUAAGGCAAAAUAUUCUCGAUCGCUAAAUGGCACGGAUAAACUCCAUUUUGGUUUGAGAGUAGACCUUUUUACACAUGCUACAUCUCCUAUUAGAAGAUAUACAGAUCUGGUGAUUCAAAGGCUACUCCUUGCGUCAAUCGAAAAUGAAACUUACCCACCAUACACUGCACUGGAAAUAGAUGACAUAUGUGAUCGAUCAAACGAGGGAAUACACAGAGAAGAAAGAUUUUACCAGAAGUACCGAACGCACGUGCUAGCUGCUCAUCUGAAGAAUUCGAACGCAGCCAAAGUGUCCGCUAUCGUUGUAGGAUUGCUAGAUCAAACGACAGUUGAGCUCAUAAUCCUAGGAUACAAAUUUACAGAAGAACCAUUUCAUUUACGAUUUAAUCUGCUAGGACUGUGCUCCCAGCCGGAACUACAGCCUCUCGACGGAAAGACCAGACAAGUGAUAGCAAAAUGGAAGAAACCUAUCUACGAUACAUGUCGCAUAGCCUUUCACUUGAGAAAGGAAAUCCAGAAAAACUGUUUUACUAUUGACCCGAAUGGUAACUCUGUCUUCGUGUCGUACACCGACUGGGUUUCUUUGUUACAAGCUUCCAUUGAUGAUACAUCGAGCGAAUCGGAACAAUUGUUUAUUCGUCAAACCGAACCACAACCUGAAAGCAUCCGAGGCAAUGCAGACGACAAUAGGUUUUACGCUCCAGACGUAUGCUCUGAGGUAAAAAAGCAUGAAUAUAUACUUAAACAUCUGUGUUCCUUUGAAAGGAUUUUUGAAGUCGGACAAACGCUAAAAGUUCAGAUAAGUGGUCAGCAAAUGGAUGGUUGUCUUGUACCCACAAUUCAACUGGUAUAUGUUACAGAAACCAUUGCGUUUUGCCUCCAACACGUGGCAGAUCCCAUUCCUUGUCUUUCGAGAUAUACCACAACGCCAACAAAGAAAACCUACAAAGAUGACGGAGACUAUCUCAGAAUUUGGAUUCCAAUACUGGAAAUGGAAGAGGUCACAAACAUCAUACGCAAUGAAGAUUCUCCUCUUGUGAAAAACGUCCCAGUGACAUUUGAUACAAAGUUGACUGGGACAUUCACUCUGAAUGCCAGAUUCUGUAAAGAACGGAACAUUGAUUUGGGUUUUAAGAAAAAAUCCAAGGAGGACAAUAUCGCUGAUGAAGACGAUGCAGAAGAUGACUUUGACGAUGAUGAUGAACAUGAUGUUCCAUUCCAUCCGGUCGUAUGCUGUGACUUCCUUUGUAUUCGUCUGCCAUGCGAAGACAAGAAUGUCAGUAACCAAACGUAUGAUUGGGUAGGCCAUGCCAGGACAACAAAGACAAGACGACUAGGGGCAAAGACCCGCGCUAGGUAUGAAAUAGGAUUCGAUCUUCACAACUGUCCAGACAUACCCGACAAAGGAAAGUACCUGUGUACUUUGGAACUGCUCACGAAGUCCAGUGUUCACAGGCGUGCAGAAGAAACUAUUAAAGGUCUCCGGGAUGCGACACAGUUAGCAAAAGCAAUUGCUCUGGGAAGGAAAAUUCCAGAAUUAGAGCGUUACCAUUUACAUGCCGUAGAGAGUCUACCGCGGGAUAUCAAUGAGCCAAAUGUUGAUAUUCCAAAGAAUAAUGCGAUGCAGCAAGAAGCGAUUGAUGCAGCCCUCAGGUUGUCGUUCAGCUUAAUACAGGGACCACCCGGUACAGGGAAGACGUUUACAGGUCUCAAACUGAUAUACCUAUUUCACCAACUCAACAAAAUGGCUGAGGGAGUCGGACGAGAGAGAAGACAAAUACUUUUCUGUGGACCGUCCAACAAAUCUGUGGAUCUCGUCGCUAGAUGGAUGAAGGAAAGGUUCAUGAACUGUCCGAAGGCGCCCCGGUUGGUGCGGUUUUACAGUCAGAUUUAUGAAUGUGUGGAUUUCCCUGUCCCCGGUCGCAUAGAAUCCGCACGACGGUCUCUGAGAAAUGCUAAACCGGAUCCUUACCUGACGAGGAACCAUGUUGUCGUUCACUAUUUAAUACGGAGAGAAGGAAAAACAUAUGCUGAUGAAAUACAUCAGUUUGACGAAAAGUUCCAGGGUCGAAAAUACGACGUGACUUUUGAUGAUGUGCAAUCGUAUUUCAAGAUAGUGAGCGAAGCAACAAAAGAAGUUUUGCAAAAUUGUGACGUCAUAUUUUGCACAACUGCCAUGGCUGCCAACCCGAAGCUGUUAAAAGCAACCAAGGGCAAAAUAUAUCAGUGUAUCAUAGACGAAAGUGGAAUGUGUACCGAACCUGAGACGAUGGUACCAAUAAUAGCUACCAGAGCGGCGCAGGUCGUGCUGAUAGGAGACCACAAGCAGCUUCAACCAAUUUUACAGUCAAGGGCUGCAAAAGAACUUGGACUUGUCAACUCUUUAUUUGAGAAAUAUGCCGGUCGUACAACAACACACCUAACGAUGCUGAAGCAACAGUACCGCAUGAAUCCAUGGAUAUGUUCCUUCCCAUCUAAAGAAUUUUACGGAGACAAGCUAACGACAGACCAAAAGUACACGGCUGGUUGGCUAGUGAAUCGUCCAUUGAAAAUCUGGAAGAACAAUAAUCCAAAGAACCAUAUUCCGAUCGCUUUCGUACAUGUUGAAGGGAAAGAGGUCACGUUAGAGGUUUCCACAGAAGAAGGAAACGAAAAAUCAAAGAGCAACCUAGAGGAAGCUAAACAAGCCGUGGAGAUCUUUGAACAUCUCGUAAAAAGAGAAAAACUAAACGUGGCAGAUAUACGUAUUUUGUCACAAUACAACGCCCAGAGACAGCUCAUACAUAGGAAGAUAACUGAAAUAAAAACUGAAGAGAAAAUAGCAUACCCCGACGUCAGGGUGGACACCGUCGUGGCCAGUCAAGGAGGAGAGAGCGACUACGUCAUCCUCAGUACCGUUCGUUCCAUGCCUAGGCCACUGAUCGAGCAUCGUCCCGCUCUAGGAUGGAAGCUACGGCAUCUGGGAUUUAUCACAGACAGACACCAAAUCAACGUUGCGCUAACGAGAGCUAAGAAAGGACUAUUCAUUAUCGGGAACAAACAUUUGCUUAGAUGUGAUAAGACUUGGGAAAAUCUACUGAAUUUCUACGAAAACAAUGAGCGAGUUUUUAACGACUUUCCGCUGUGAUGAACUGUGAAAUCUUGGAAACGGUGGUAUAAGUGACUCAAAACUGUUUAUAUUGAAUAGUUUCCUGUUAAAUGCUGCGUCUGAUCAGUCAGGGAACAUUAUGAUAAAGUAGCAUCCAUUUCCUCAAACCAAAACAAGUAUAGUUUCAACUUUGAGAAGACACAUGUAUUUUAUUUGGAAGAGGACUGCGUAUAUUAUCUCUCGUUAGAUCAUUAUCAUUUGUACUUAAAUACCAUCAAACAUGUUCAAAUAUUUUGAGUAUUUUACUUAUUAGUUUCUAGAUCUAGUUUAUAGUAAUCAAAGAGUGAUAACUCACAGUAUUAUACAUAUGCUUUCAUCCUGUCUUUAUCAUUCAUCAUAUAUGAUUAAUAUUCUAUAACUAUCUGGUGGUAUAUCCCCUUUGUUGUUUAGGGUCAGCCGCUCCCGGACACACAGGUUCUUUGUUGAACCACGCGCCUGGUCAGAGGGUGUGAAUCCUACACGAGCACACGAUAUGUUCGUCAUGCUAAUUGUAAAAGUGGACUUUUUUGACUGCGGUGUGGAAACUAAUUGUGAAAUCUAUAUAUUCUGUACAACUAUAAUCUUUGUAAUCUAUAAAUAGAUAUUCGCGGAAAUGUUGUUGUUGAUUUAAUGUUAGUGUUUGUUGGUAUAUCGCCUUGUUUUGUCAGUAGGUGUUAACCUUCCUGUACACAUAAAGUAUUCGUCAUACCUGUGUAUUGUUAAAUAUGUUAAGUGCAUUUUCGUUAGAUUUAGAGUGAAUCACUAUCCGUGAGAUUAUUAUAAUUUAUUAACAUGACUCGUGUGUCGAUCACGAACUUAAUAUCUUUCUUUAUUAAUUUAAAAUCCACGCAAAUAAAAACAAUCGCGAAUAUAAAUACUCACAAAGGAUAUGGAAGCUUAGGAAUAAUAAACGCCUUAAAGUUCACGGUGUUCAAUAGAGGGACAUUUAACAGCGUAUUCCACGUAUCUAAUAGGACGCAUUGUCUGUUGUGGUGGUAAAAGAGACAAAUAUGACUGGUUAGCUCCUAUUUUUGUCAAUCAUACAAGAAUACUGAAUGCAAUUCAUAUUUUACUCUAUAUCGUGCAUUGAAAACAGUUGUUGUAUGUAAAGGAUAUAUGAUUUUAUUGAUGUAUAUAAUAGAUUAUUUGUAAAUAAAUUAUGUCUGCAAAAGACGUGAAGGAUUUGUA
Molecule: messenger RNA, 6752 nt
Organism: Mizuhopecten yessoensis (Yesso scallop)
Lineage: Eukaryota; Metazoa; Mollusca; Bivalvia; Pectinida; Pectinidae
Product: helicase with zinc finger domain 2-like
Exons: 12
Coding region: 558-5564 (1668 amino acids)
Molecular function (GO): RNA nuclease activity; RNA binding; 5'-3' DNA helicase activity
Source: RefSeq, a predicted model, not a curated record